This is a messenger RNA of Symbiodinium sp. CCMP2592, 1878 nucleotides long. The record is from the annotation of a GenBank genome assembly. Lineage: Eukaryota; Dinophyceae; Suessiales; Symbiodiniaceae.
AUGAAGUCGUUCCUAGCACUCUGUGUGGUGGGAGCCGUUGCCUUGAAGCAGGGCUCGCUGAACUUGCUGAAGGUGCCUGUCACCUCCGAUAGCGACCUCGACUUCGAGGACACGCUGGUGGCGGCCCUUCGCGCCUCGAAGGGCCGGUCCAGCCCCGAGACCAAGGCCCUGGUGGAGAAGAUCCAGCAGCUCUUGACCGAUGCCAAGCCUUCGAUCAAGAAGACUUUGGAGGGCCUCCAGGCCACGUUGACCAACGCCGGCAACGCCAUGUCCGACUGCGGUGGCCUGGAGAUGCAAAGGAGCUCCACGGCCUUCGAGAAGAACUUUACGGCCAAGAGCGCAGCGCACAAGACAUGUCGGCAGACUCAAAAGCAGAACAUGGAUGCACAGAACACCUGCCAGACAGAGCUGAAAACUGUGACAAGCACUGCCAAGACGACAUGCGAAGCGCUGGAAACACUGGAGAAGACCAUGUACAGUGCCAAGGACUCUUGUGAAGUGAAGUCUGGUGAGGCUUUCGAGGAUUACCAUGCACGCCUCAUCGAGGCUUCGCAGAAAUCUUUGGCAGAGUACAAGAAGCUUAAGGAGGGAUGCGCCACAGCCAAGAAGGAGUUGGAAGACAAGGGACCCGAGUGCACGGUCGCAUUGAAAACUUACGAAACCCAGAAGCACAACUGCGACAGCGUGCAGGAUGCAAUGGAUAGUCUUUCUUGCUCCCACUACGAGGCGGCGACCAGCAAGUGCGAGGCUUCUGGAACUUGCUAUGACAAGGCUGUCUCGAAUUACGAGUCUGUCCAGACCUCUUCCCUGACCGAGUUGGACAGCUUGAAGAAGGAGUGGCGCGCCAUCUUGCGCAUGGAGUGUAUCAUUCAGGUCUUCAAUCUUGAGGAGUCCCAACGUGCCAGUGCCAUCGACAGCUGCCAGGCGAAGGAUAUGAGUGGACGGGCCGACAGCGACCUCCCGCUGCAGCUCUCCACGAUCCCGAACAAGCCCACCUGCCACGUCCCGGCGAACAAGGCCGGGAGCGCAGGCUACGUGCAGGCCAACUUCGAGGGCCUGCCUGCGGACAGUCCGGCCAAAGCGUGUGUUGCUUCCUGCUGCCAGCAGUCCAGCGGUACGUCCGGCUUGGACUUCUCGGGGCUCGGCACCUCGCCUUCUGGCGACUGGCACCUCGCCCUCAACGUCGAUACGAACGAUGGCCAUGUGGUGUCAUACGUGAACACCGCCUUUUGGGAGUCUGCCACGGACCUGGGUGGGGCCAGCGACAAGGUCGAAGAGCGCUUCACUCGGGACUACAAGGAUGUGGAGGUCUUCAACAAGGUGCAGGCCAAGCAGCUGCUGAUCGUCUGUCACAGCGAGGGCAAGGCACUUGGAUGGCGCUCUUGGAAGUUGCUCUCCACAAAGACGCUGCAGGGCUGGUUCACGAUCGGCAACACCUGCACGACAGGACUCAAAGCAGACACGAAGUUCCAGAUGGCCGCAGAAACCACAGGUGGCGACGUGGGCACGCUCGUUAAGAACGAACCCCUCAUCAAGAACACGAUUGAUGGCACCGAUAAGCUCUAUGUCAACUCAGCGCACAACAAAGGUGAUGACUUCAACCGAUUGAGCGUCAACGUCAAUGACAAUAUUCUGGGAAAUGCCGGGUCGGGCAUUGGCACCCAGUACGACGCAAACUACGAGAGGAGUCUUGACGACUCCUGUGGAAAGACAGAACGGCCGCAGGCGGAUGCAGAAAUGCGAUCGGAAAUGCAUCACUGGGGCAGCGGUGGUGGCAUGGGCGGGCUCAUUGGUUCAGAUCACACAUGCAACGGGGAUUGCCCAUGGACGGUCAGCUCGGGCUACGAUUACGACUACGCGGUCUUUGUCAUGUCAUGA